GGGUGGAGUCCCCGGUGAAACAGCACAACCACGGGCGACACACUGCGCAUGUCCGCAGCGACAGGUCACGUUGCUCUGUGCUGGCCAAUCAAAUGACACUUUCCUAACUCAGAUUUGUAAGAUGGCGACUGCCGAACCGGAAACAGACCCAAUUCCAUCCUUGGCAGAUGAGGAUGGAGCUGAAGAGGCAAAGGAGGCUGGCCAGGAAGUUGUGAACCCGGAAUCGUACAUCAAACUCCCUCUGCAAAACAGAUGGUCUCUGUGGUUCUUCAAGAACGACAAGAACAAAACAUGGCAAGCCAACCUGCGACUCAUUUCAAAAUUUGACACAGUUGAAGACUUCUGGGCUCUCUACAACCACAUCCAGUUGUCAAGCAAUCUCAUGACAGGCUGUGAUUACUCCCUUUUUAAGGACGGCAUUGAGCCCAUGUGGGAGGAUGAGAGGAACAAGCGUGGAGGACGCUGGCUGAUCACGCUCAACAGACAGCAGAGGAGAUUAGACCUGGAUCGCUUCUGGUUGGAAACUCUCCUGUGCUUAGUCGGCGAGGCCUUUGACGACUACAGCGACGAAGUCUGCGGAGCUGUUGUCAACAUCCGCUCAAAAGGCGAUAAAAUCGCCGUCUGGACUUCCGACUUUGACAACCGCGAAGCCAUAACACACAUAGGGAGAGUUUACAAGCAGCGCUUGAUGCUCCCCAUGAAGAUGACCAUCGGCUACCAAUCCCACGCCGACACGGCAACCAAAAGUGGCUCAACCACCAAGAACAAAUUUGUCGUUUGAGAAACAUCCGGCAGUGGCCCCUUUUUUCACCGUCUCGUCUAAUUUCUUGUCGGUGACGAUGUUUACGAUGUUUACGAUGUUUUAAAGACUGACGAAUGCGAUCCAAGACUACGUGCCAAAUGGCCUGCCCAAGACCUGGACCACAAAAUAGCUGAAUCUGCAUCUUCCGAAACACUAACACACGUUGUGUACUUACUGUACACGGAUAGCAAUAUUCCGGAAUGAACCAUAUUCAUGUGGAGGGGGGAACUUCUUCUCAAGUGACGUGAAGGCGAUUAUGACAUUGCCGUCUCUAAACAUGUAAACGGGAUUAUGAAUGGAAUAGUUCUAAGCAACUCUGUAAUCUAAGUAUUUCCGAGGUCAGUGGUCGGCAACCUGCGGUUCUACACCCUGCUUGCUGCACGCUCAGGCCAAGCUUUCUGUUUUUUUUUUUUGUUUUUUUUUUUAAAUACUGAAAAAUAGGAAAUGUUUAUUUUCACUUUUUGCAGUAUGAAAUACCCGACUCACCGCCAGACCGUGAAUGCAACAGCUACUGUGUUCUAACUGCUGAUUGGAUGAGCAAAGGAAGGGGUCAGUUGGUUUCGUCGGUGAGAUGUGAAAAAGACAUCCUGAUAACCGUAUUAAUCUAUCCAGGCGGGUGGCCAGCCAAUCACAGGGCACAUAUAGACAAACAACCAUUCACACUCACAUUCAUACCUAUGUACAAUUUGGAGUCGCUAAUUAACCUAGCAUGUUUUUUUGGAAUGUGGGAGGAAACCGGAGUACCCGGAGAAAAACCCACGCAUGUACGGGGAGAACAUGCAAACUCCACACAGAGAUGGCCGAGAGCGGGAUUGAACUCGGGUCUCCUAGCUGUAAGGCUUGCGAGCUAACCACUCGUCCGCCGUGCAGCCCAUAUUUGCAUAUUAACAAUAAUUCAUGGUUCCAUUUAUCACAGUGAGUCUUCCAGGCCCUGAUGCAGCAAAACAGUCCCAGACCAUCACACUACCACCACCAUAUUUUACUGUUGGAACAAUGUUCAUUCAUUUUCUACCGCUUAUCCUCACGAGGGUCGUCACCGGCUGUCUUCGUGUGAGAAUCACAGGGCACAUAUAGACAAACAACCAUUCACACUCACAUUCAUACCUAUGGACAAUUUGGAGUCGCUAAUUAACCUAGCAUGUUUUUUGGAAUGUGGGAGGAAACCGGAGUACCCACCGGAAAACCCACGCAUGCACGGGGAGAACAUGCAAACUCCACACAGAGACGGGAUGAACUCCGGUCUACUAGCUGUGAGGCCUGCGCGCUAACCACUCGACCGCCGUGCAGCUGAAACCUUUCAGAUCAUCAAAUUCAAUGACAACACAACCGAAUACAAAAUGUUUUUAAAAUUAGCCUUUUUAACUGCAAUCAAACAUUUGCGACAACUUGCAAUGAGUCUCAAAGUGCCAUGGAGGAAUGU
Molecule: messenger RNA, 2222 nt
Organism: Doryrhamphus excisus (bluestripe pipefish)
Lineage: Eukaryota; Metazoa; Chordata; Actinopteri; Syngnathiformes; Syngnathidae
Source: RefSeq, a predicted model, not a curated record